This is a messenger RNA of Paramisgurnus dabryanus, 722 nucleotides long. It is a transcript of the gene txnb, whose product is annotated as thioredoxin b. The record is from RefSeq and is a predicted model, not a curated record. Gene Ontology annotation, molecular function: protein-disulfide reductase activity. NCBI's taxonomy places the organism in Eukaryota, Metazoa, Chordata, Actinopteri, Cypriniformes, Cobitidae.
CGAGUUGUUUGUUGAGUAGGUGUGUCGCGUCUAGGCGGAGUUCUUAGAUAAAGGCGGGUCUUAAUGCAGUCUUUAUAUACGGUCACGGUGCCUUGACGCGGAUCUGUGGUUGUAAACUUGUAGCUUGAACAGGAGUAAUCCUUCAAAAGACGUCAAAAUGAUUAUUGUAAUCGAAGACAAGGCUGGCUUUGACAAUGCCCUGAAAAAUGCUGGAAGUAAGCUGGUGGUAGUGGACUUCACGGCCACAUGGUGCGGGCCCUGCCAGAUGAUCAAACCAAUUUUUGCAGCGAUGUCUGAUGAUGAAAAGUUUAAAGAUGUGGUGUUUCUAAAGGUGGAUGUGGAUGAUGCACAGGAAGUGGCUGCCAGCUGUGACAUCAAAUGUAUGCCAACAUUCCAGUUUUAUAAAAAUGGGGCAAAGAUUGAUGAAUUUUCUGGUGCAAACAAAGAUCAACUGGUGGAGAAGAUCCAUAAGCAUAAAUAAAAACGCAAUAAAACCAAACAACCCCCAAAAACCAAUAUAUACAGUAUCAGCCAAUAGCUAAACAUCAAGUACUUUAUCCACAUACUUUCAUUAAUUCAUCUCUUAACAGCUACAUUUUUAGUUUACAAAACAGAUAAAAACAAAGACAAUACAUUCCUCCAAAACUUUAAAUAUGUUGGCCUAAUUUAUUUUAUGUUGGCUUCAUGUAAAAUGAAAAUAAAUCAAACGGUGACUUUUACAA